Mobula hypostoma (lesser devil ray) is the source of this 8099-nucleotide messenger RNA. It is a transcript of the gene prkaa2, whose product is annotated as protein kinase, AMP-activated, alpha 2 catalytic subunit. NCBI's taxonomy places the organism in Eukaryota, Metazoa, Chordata, Chondrichthyes, Myliobatiformes, Myliobatidae. Gene Ontology annotation, molecular function: ATP binding; protein serine/threonine kinase activity. The record is from RefSeq and is a predicted model, not a curated record. Gene Ontology annotation, cellular component: cytoplasm. The coding region runs from base 3017 to 3982 and encodes 321 amino acids. Gene Ontology annotation, biological process: protein phosphorylation; intracellular signal transduction. The transcript has 5 exons.
CUUGCAACAGUUACAAUAGUCGAAUCAUGAGCUAAGUAUUAGUUUCUUCCUGAAAUAAGAGACUAAUUCUUAUGCUUUUUUAUGUUGGUUGCACAUCAAACUUAAUAAUAUAACAAUAUCAAGUUGCCUUUCAAUAUUGAGUACUCUACUUAUGCUGGAGGAAAUUUUGAUGUUAUGGUAAUUGAAAAUCAAAAGAAACUGCUGAUUUUAGAAAUAUAAAAAUAAAACAAUGCUGGGAAAAUCUGUCUGUCAGGCAGUAUUUGUGAGGGAAAAACAGCAUUAAUAUUUUAGGCUCAGUUGUUUGUUUAUAUUCCUGAUGGGUUUGCAGUACCAAUAAAUAUUUUGAAUUUUGCAUUGCACAAAAGAGGAGUUAAUAGUAAUCUCUUGUACCUUUAUUUUGUGGAUAGUACUUUGGAAGUAUUUUGUCUCUUCUAUAUCUGUUCCCUCAUCCAUACCAUACUCUUCACUCAGAACUAAGGGUGCACAUUCAGUCUUUUUAAGACCAAAAGUAUCUAUCCUUAAAACAAGCUGACAGCUUUGUGGACCAACUUCUGAAACUACCCUGAUGUGAAACUGGGAUUUUAGUCGAAGCCAUAGGAUGUCUUCCUUAAUGGAAUAGCUCCUACACUUUCCUACAUGUGUUUUUAUUUCAUUGGAAUUAUAUACUGUUAUUUUUUGCAACAUCUAUAUAGAAACAUAGAAAAACCUACAACACAAUACAAGCCCUUCGGCCCACAAGGCUGUGCCGAACAUGUACUUACUUCAGAAAUUAUCUUGGGUUACUCAUAGCCCUUUUUUUUUCUAAGCUCCAUGUACCUAUCCAGGAGUCUCUUAAAAGACCCUUUUGUAUCUGCCUCCACCAUCGCCAGCAGCCCAUUCCAUGCAAUCACCACUCUCCGCAUAAAAAAACUUACCCCUGACAUCUCCUCUGUGCCAACUUCCAAGCACCUUAAAAAUGUGCCCUCUCGUGUUAGCCAUUUCAGCCCCGGGAAAAAGCCUCUGACUAUACACAUGAUCAAUGCCUCUCAUCAUCUUAUACACCUCUAUCAGGCCACCUCUUAUCCUCCGUCGAUCCAAGGAGAAAAGGCCAAGUUCACACAACCUAUUCUCAUAAGGCAUGCUUGCCUAUCCAGGCAACAUCCUUGUAAAUCUCCUCUGAACCCUUGCUAUAGUUUCCACAUCUGACCAGAACUGAGCACAGUACUCCAAGUGGGGUCUGACCAGGGUCCUAUAUAGCUGCAACAUUACCUCUCGGCUCUUGAACUUGAUGAAGGCCAAUGAACUGUAUGCCUUCUUAACCACAGAGUCAACCUGCGCAGCAGCUUUGAGUGUCCUGUGGACUCGGACCCCAUGGUCCCUCUGAUCCUCUACACAGCCAAGAGUCUUAACAUUAAUGCUAUAUUCUGCCAUCAUAUUUGACCUACCAAAAUGAACUACCUCUCACUUAUCUGGGUUGAUCUCCAUCUGCCACUUCUUAGCCCAGUUUUGCAUCCUAUCAAAUGUCCCACUGUAACCUCUGACAGCCCUCCACACUAUCCACAACACCCCCAACCUUUGUGUCAUCGGCAAAUUUAUUAACCCAUCCCUCCACAUCCUCAUUCAGGGUCAUUUAUAAAAAUCACAAAGAGAAGAGCUCCCAGAACAGAUCCCCGAGGCACACCACUGGUCACCAACCUCCUUGCAGAAUAUGACCCGUCUACAGAGUUCUAGAUCUACAAAGCAAGGUCCCCUUGGAUCCCAUGCCUUCUUACUUUCUCAAUACAUCUUGCAUGGGGUACCUUAUCAAAUGCCUGGCUGAAAUCGAUAUACACUAUAUCUACUGCUCUGCCUUCAAUGUGUUUAGUCACAUCCUCAAAAUGACAAAGCCAUGCUAACUAUUCCUAAUCAUAUUAUGCCUCUCCAAAUGUUCAUAAAUCCUGCCUCUCAGGAUCUUCUCCAUCAACUUACCAACCACUGAAAUAAGGCUCACUGGUCUAUAAUUUCCUGGGCUAUCUCUACUCCCUUUCUUGAAUAAGGGAACAACAUCUGCAACCCUUCAAUCCUCCAGAACCUCUCCUGUCCCCAUUGAUAUGCAAAUAUCGUUGCCAGAGGAUCAGCAAUCUCCUCCCUCACUUUCCACGGUAGCCUGGGGUAUAUCUUGUCCGGUCCCUGUGAUUUAUCCAACUUGAUGCUUUCCAAUGAUUUUUGAUUUAGCAGGAAAUAUACAAAGUGAUUAAAUUUUUAAAGUAGGACUUAAAAGAACAAUUCAAAACCUGAGUAGUAUUUUGUUCAGGUCUGCCUUAGGUUAUGAAUACUUGAUAUGUGUAUAGGAGACAAAUAAGCAAGAUUUGUUGGGCUGCUGCAGGGCUGCAAGUGUUGCUUUUUGUGUGGAAAACCUGAUUUGCAGGAAUAGCAUUACAUCUUGCAGAAAAAUUUUUAAUGCUUACGUUAAACACCUUGGUUUAAUUACAUGUUGCCCUUGGCUGUCUGAUACUUAUAUUUAAAUAUAUUGCUGGAUGGUUAAACAAAUAUUUCAUUAUGAGUAGUUCUCAGAUAUGGAACCAUUUUGUAAUGUAAUCAAUUCAGAUUUCCACGUGAAGAAUUAAUGCAUAUGCAUUAAUUAGUAUAAGCUUUAUUUAUUUUGGAGGAUAUUUUGGGCGUUAUCUACUCACACAGAAUCGUGAUUUAACAGACAUUGUGAUCUCUCAGCCCUUGUCUCGACUAUGAAAGCUCAGGUUUAUAAUUUAUAAAAAUAUGUAAUUGAAGAAAAACUGGCACAAUUUUAUCAAACUAACAAUUGUCCUCAGCGUCACACUACAACUUGUUUCGAUAAAUUUUUUUGACAGCCAACAUUUUCUCCCAUUCAUUUCUAGGAAUCUUCUUGUCUUGCAUAUAAAAAUUAAGGUUAUAUGCAGGCCCAGAGGUUGACAUAUGGAGUUGUGGUGUGAUUCUUUAUGCCUUGCUGUGUGGGACACUGCCUUUUGAUGAUGAGCAUGUACCGACCCUGUUUAAGAAGAUCCGUGGAGGAGUAUUUUACAUGCCUGACUAUCUCAACCGCUCAGUAGCUAGUCUUCUUAUGCAUAUGCUGCAGGUUGACCCACUGAAGCGGGCAACCAUCAAAGACAUCAGGGAACACGACUGGUUUAAACGGGAUUUGCCAACUUACCUGUUCCCAGAAGAUCCUGCAUAUGAUUCCAACGUCAUAGAAGAAGACGCAGUUAAGGAAGUGUGCGAGAAAUUUGAAUGUACUGAGUCUGAAGUUAUGAACAGUUUAUACAGUGGUGAUCCACAGGAUCAGCUUGCUGUGGCUUACCAUCUCAUUAUUGAUAAUCGGAGAAUUAUGAAUCAAGCAAGUGAGUUUUACCUUGCAUCCAGUCCUCCAACAGGUUCAUUCAUGGAUGAUAAUGGACUGCAUAUCCCACCUGGUGUCAAAGCGCACCCUGAGCGCAUGCCUCCUCUGAUGGCAGAUAGCCCUAAGGCACGCUGUCCACUCGAUGCACUCAACACUACCAAACCCAAACCAAUGGCACUGAAAAAAGCAAAAUGGCACUUGGGAAUUCGCAGCCAAAGUAAACCGUAUGAUAUAAUGGCAGAAGUCUACAGAGCCAUGCGACAGCUAGAUUACGAGUGGAAGGUGGUGAAUCCCUAUCAUCUAAGAGUACGUAGAAGGAAUCCUAUAACUGGGAACAAUGUGAAGAUGAGUUUACAACUCUAUCAAGUUGAUAAUCGCAGCUAUUUGCUAGAUUUCAUGAGUAUUGAUGAUGAUGUUAUGGAGCAAAGAUCAGGCUCUUCCACUCCGAAGCGUUCAGGAUCAGCGGCUCUGCUACAUAGACCAAGGCUGAGUAUUGAUGCAGCAGCUACUGACGGCCAGCCUUUAACUCCUGUUGGGUCACUCCCCAGCUCACUGACUGGGUGCUUGACCUCUAUAACUCCACGAUAUGGAAGCCACACAAUGGAUUUCUUUGAGAUGUGUGCUAGCCUUAUUACUACACUGGCUCGUUGAAAAACGUGCUUUCAAUUUGAUGACAAAUCAGCUCUUUAACCCGUAAAGGUGUGAAAGAAAAUGCCUUUUCUACUUUGCAAAACUCUUGAGUAAUUGUUAUUUAUAGUUCUGGUUUGCAGCUGGUGCUUUUGCUACCUUGAUAUGGUGGAAGCUCAGAGCAAUAUUUGCUCAUUGCCAUCUAGAAACUCUACAGGCAUAGAGUGGCGUUUAAGUUGAAUUUCUUUUUGCCAGCCAAAUCCAUAGGAUUAUACGGGUUUAUCAACAACUGUAAAAGUGUAGAAAAGCAUCAAAUUUCAUUUUUAAAGUGAUGUACUUUAGAAUGUUAAAAGUUGGUGGUAAUGUAAAAGAACAGAUGAGAUGUAUUUAAUGAUUUGUUGUAGCGCCAGGAUUGUUCACAUGAUGUGUUGGUGGACAGAAUGAGUGCAUUUACUCAUAAACCAAGUUGUGAGCAGUUGAGAUGUGAAUUUCUAUUCAGGAUAGUGUGGCUUGAAAGCUAUAAAAACAAAUUGGAUCAUAAAAUUAGGUAACUGAAGUGUGAGCUGGCUGUUGUGUACAAUUAUAAAGGUUUAGUGUCAUUUUAUUGCUGAGAAGGAUUAAGUUUACUUGAAUAGAAAUGUAAACAACAGAAAUUAUUCCAUGUAUCAAAUAGUGUGUGAUCUUUGGGUUAAAGUGUGAACACUCCUUUGAAAGUAUCUUCUUGUGUGAGGAUUUCUCUUAAGCACACCUUUUAACUGAUUAAGUCAGCAGCAUGCACAGCUAGAUGUAGUUGAUCAUUUGCUGAUUUACUUAUAACAUUUACUGUAUCUUUAUGGUACGACUGGGAUUACGUUCAAAAUGAUCACAAAUGGCCUGUUGCGCUAAACAAAGAUCUCCAAUCAGUUCCCAUUAGUGGCAAUUAUGAUUAACAUUUUGUUUUUGUUAGAUCUCACUAUCGGCUUGGUAAGAUCUAGAAAAUGUUCAUUUUCAAAUUAACGUCAAACAACUUUAAGGCAAAACUGCAGGUAUUGGAAUUUGGAACAUCAGAGCAUUGUAAGAAUUUAGUAGGUCAAAUAGGUGUAAGUGAACAUUUCGAGUAAUCACCCUCUCCCCAUCUGAUACCAGCCUCUUCCCACUAGCCCACCCCCACAUACUCCUAUAUACUGGCAAUCUCUCGCCUUCUCUCUCAGGUCUGAUGCAGGGUUUCGACCCGAAAUGUCAACUUACAUCUUUUGCUUCCAUAUAUUGCUUACCUACUGAGUUCUUCCAGUGUUCACUUGAAACAAGUUUAAGAUUAAUUUUCUAAUGCAAGACAGGAUAACUUAAACCAAUAAUGCCCCAAAAAUUGGCUUCCCUUUGAUUGGAUAGUUUUCUUGCUGUAGAUUUAUUUUUCAGUUAUUUUCAGCUUAUUUCUUUCACUGUCACAGGCUUAGUGACUCUACCUAAUGGCAUUGCCAUUAAUUUGAAUUUUAAGUCAAAAAUUGAGUCUUGAUGGUGAGAUUACCUCUAAUGUAUUCAGUGCAAGUAUUUGUAAUAGGCAGUUAUUUAUUUUCCAAGAAUAUACAGUAUUCUGGGCCUAAAAAUGCAAGCAUUUGCAUACGAGCAUUAAGUUGAGAUUUUAGCCAAGAUUCUACUGGGUGAAUUCUAGCUUCUGCCUUUAAUCUUGUGCAGGUUGGUACUGGGGGCAUAAUGUAUGAAAAUUUUUUAUAGUGGGCACGUAUUAUGGUUCACAAAGUCAAACGGUACAAGCCAAGUAAGAUGGAGCGGGAACACAAUAGCACUUUCAGAUAAAAGAUUUGUUAGCUCCUACCUGUCUUUUGUUUUACCAAUUAGGCAAUAUUUUGGAAGAAAGAAGGUCCUUCUGUUGUUCUUGAAGAAUGUGCAAAAUGUGCCCCCACCCUCCCAGUAAAUGGAGCUCUCUGCUGCUGUUUUCUGUUGCAAAGACUACACCCUCCUCAUUAGCAGAUACCUUGUGAUGGCAAGGAGCAAUGACACUGGCAUAGUAAUAUUAUGGUUGAUAUUUUAUGUAAAGUACAAACCUUCAUCUGAUAUUAAGCUAGUUAAUCACAAACUUGUAAGGCCAUCACAUUUAUUUUAUAGCUAAUCUGAUGAAAGAUUUUGUAUUACCUAAACUAUUUUCUCUAUUUGAAUAUCAAAUUUCAGAGCCAAAGAUGUUCCAUAAAUUUCCUAGGUAUUAAUAAAAACAGUGGAAUUUAAAUGGACUAGUUUGAUUGUGAAGGUGAACUAUGUGAAGUCCAGCGUUUCUUCUUGUCUUGUAGUAGUGUUACUAGGAUUUCUGCACAGCACCAAACUGCAUGUUGAAAGAACCAGAAAUUAUUGAUAUAUUAUGCCAAUUUUACAUUAAUUAAUUUGUGAAUGCAAUGACAAUACUUAGGAACAAGACUGCAGAUGCUGGCUUCUAGAGGAAAACAAACAAGGCUGAAAGAACUUUACAGGUCAAGCAACAUUGAGACAGGAAAAGAGAUGAAUUUCAGUUAAAGACCCUCCAUCUGGUCUAGAUCUAGAAAGAAACUGGGAGUCCAAGGCCUCGCUGAUGGGGAAUGGAAGCAUAUAGGGGCUAGAUGUCCAUGGUGAAGGUGAGCCAUUUGGGACCAGGGGAUCGAAAAUUGUUUUAAGACAAGGUGUCUGUAAUAUAAGUGGGAAGGGACUAGACAAAGGGAGAUUGGAUAAUACUGAGGAAUGAAUGAAUGUUCAGUGAAGGCAAGAGAAGGUAUAAAUAGUGGGCUUGCUGGUGCAGUCUUGUUUGCGAAUCUUGGGUAGGAGAUAGUAAUGGCACUAUGUGGUUGGAGAACUAUUCGGGUUCGAGGCUAUGGAGGGGAGAUCCGAAGUGAUGAGAUUUGUGAUGGUAUGGCCUGACUAUUAUUUGUAGGGGUCAUGGGCAAGUAGUAGGAAUGGGGUGGUGUCUGAGAGCUGCUGAUUAGCCCCUGCAAGUAGUGGUCAGUCUUCCAAGCGAUGUUACCGCGCUUUUCUGUGUGAUGGGAUUGAUUCAAGAUGGCUUAGUGUCAGUUCCAGUAUACAAGUGUAAAGGAAAAUGAAAUAAUUGUUCCUUCGUAUUUGAAGUGGCACAAAAGAACACAAUAAGAUGAGGAAAACAAUACUAAUGAAAAAACAGGAUAAAUUGAAAUACAAAAGAUAGCUUAUAUACAUUGAGUGUAUGUUCAUAAAGUGACACUAAGGCACAGAAGUGUCUGUACAUAAGGUGACUGACAGGAAAUGAUAAAGUUGUGGUCGUUGGGGGUGUAGAGUAAUGCAAGUACAGGUGUACAUAGUCCAGCUCUCUUCAGCCUCCUCAGAAAGUAGAGGCAUGGGUGAGCUUUCCUUAUUGUGUGUGAUCUGUUCUGGGACCAUGAGAGGUUGUGCGAGAUUUGCACUCCCAAGAGUUUGAAACUACUGGUAAUUUUCGCCGGUGUAAAGAGCAAUGCAAGUGCUGGUGAGUUCUCCUUUUGUUGACAUUGAGGAAGAGGUUAUUGCCUGGCACCAGGUCUCGAUCUCUUCCACCUCCUCUCUGUAGGCUGUUUCAUUGUUGUCUGUGGUGAAUUCCACCACUAUUGUGUCAUUGGUGAACUUGACAAUGUGAUUACUUGAGUGUUUGGCCGUGUAAUUAUGUGUGAGCAGUGUACAGUAAUGAGCUCAGCACACAGCUCUGGGGACACCCAUGUGGAAGAUGUUGGGGAGGGAGGAGCGGCUGUGCAUCUUGAUGAUCUGAGGUUUAUUGGUUAGGAAGUCCCAACACCCAGUAGCACAGAGGUGUAUUUAGACCGAGGGGUAGGGGUUUGUUCACCAAGGUCUGUGGGACAAUAGUGUUUAAUGCCAAACUGCAAUCCAGAAACAGCAUUCUGACAAGUGUCCUUAUUCUCUAGGUGUGUCAGGGUUAGGUGCUAUGGCGUCUGUGGUAGAGCAGUUCUGUCGGUAAGCAUAUUGGUGAGUACCCAAUGUGGCAGGAAUAGAAUCAGCACAAAGUAAGCGAGAUGGGACUGGCCAGAAGAGAGUGGAGAAGUCAAGGUGGUGGUUGCAGUAUUGACAGUUGGGAUUAAAAUUGUCAAGAGAGAAUAAAGGGCCAGAAAGUAGUGUCCAAGAGGAGGUGGUGUUAGAAUUGGGAGAAAGGGUCAGCAUUGUGGAG